Molecule: messenger RNA, 2017 nt
Organism: Pectinophora gossypiella (pink bollworm)
Lineage: Eukaryota; Metazoa; Arthropoda; Insecta; Lepidoptera; Gelechiidae
Product: probable ATP-dependent RNA helicase DDX53
Exons: 2
Coding region: 71-1981 (636 amino acids)
Molecular function (GO): RNA helicase activity; ATP binding; RNA binding
Source: RefSeq, a predicted model, not a curated record
GUUUUCUUCCUUUCUGCCCGAACACUCGAACUGUGAAGUUUACUGUUUUGGUGCUCCCAUAAUAAUCGAAAUGGCUGAAUGCGAAGAAGACGGGAUGAAAAACGAGCUGGCUGGUGCUAGAGGGGCCGCGGGUGGUGCAGGUGAUGUGGCUGGAGCGGAUGGCACGGGAGUUCCAGGUGACACGGGGGAUGCGCGUCCCGUGGCCCCCUCGGGCCCCGCAGGAGGCGCAAGCUCAACGCGUGUCAACGCCGCGGCCAUCGCGGCCGCUGCCUACGCGGCGACUGCUGCAGCUGCUGCCACGUGGGCUCAAGUCACAAGAAACACUCAACACCACAACUCGGAUACAAUUACCACUCCUCGAAGUUGGUACGGACGACGUGGCCCUGACUUCGGACGCCGAGCUCCUAGAUAUCGCUUAUACUUUAGCCCCGAUGAAGAUACAGACAACUUGAUCAAUUGUUGUCUUGAAGUGGACAUGGCCUCUCAACAAAGACGUAUGUAUCAUGAAUUUGUUAUUGAAUCUGGUACCGUUUCACUACCUGAGAUUCACCCGCAGCUUGGGCCAAUAUAUCACCCACAUGGCUAUACUCCCUUUGCUUUGCCGCUAGUGAAAGAUUUCUACAGAGAAGACCCAGAAGUGACAGCUAUGACUAAUCAUAAAAUUACUAUGUGGCGGGAAAACAAUGAAACAUCUAUAAGCCGGCUUUGGUCCACCAGUGUGGGGCGGACCGUCAGACCUGUGUUUGCACUUCAACACGUACUUCGAAAUUUCCCAGGAAUGAUGAAUAUAAUUCGCAGGCACGGGUUUACUCGCCCAACACCUAUACAGAGUCAGGCCUGGCCAGUAAUAAUGAAAGGGGAAGAUAUGAUUGCCGUAGUUCCGACCGGCCGAGGUAAGACCUUAGCGUUUAUAAUCCCUGCAUUUAUACACAUUAAUGGACAAUUAAUACAACGAGAUAAAAAAGACGGCCCUAUGGUACUUAUUUUGGCUCUCAAUCGGGAACAAGUUGAAGAUAUCAACAGAGAAAUUUUGAAGUAUAAAUACGAUAAUAUUACUUCAGUUUGCUUAUAUUAUAAUAGACGAAAUAAUAAGAAACAGAUCAGAGCUCUUAAAAGAGGCGCGGAUAUUGUUGUUGCGACCCCAAGGAGGUUUCAUGAUUUAGUCAUGGCUGAACAUGUGAAGACAUCUAACCUCUCUUACAUCGUUGUAUACGAAGCUGACAAGAUGCUGGAAAUGGGAUAUGAAGGUGAAAUAAUACAAGCUUUAGCAAAAGUGAGACCUGAUAAGCAAACAGUCACGAUUUCAACUACCUGGCCGUAUGAAGUGCGACGUGUGGCCCAGCAAUUCAUGAAUGACCCAUUGGUAGUGAGGGUAGGUGGUUUAAAUAUUGAUUCUAUUUCACCAGUAACUCCAAAAUUCAAAUUUCUUAAGGCUGCAAACAAACUACCCGCCUUGUUAAAAUUCAUCAACAAGACUCUUAAACAAGAUACAAUAAUUUUUUGCGGAGACUAUGAAACUGCUUCGCAAAUUGCCACAGCGUUACUACACAAUGGCAUUGAAUACAUAUCUCUUCCUGACGAUAGAGUAAAAGAGAUUGAUGGAAGUAUAAACAUUAUACUUGCGACGGAUGUUUUGGUUGACGAAUUGGUUCAAAUCAGAAUCAUGACGAAUGUCGUUAACUACGAUUUCCCGCCAAAUAUGGAGGAGUACGUUUCCCGGAUUGGAUUAACAGGAAAUGGUGCAGCUUUGACUUUUAUUACAAAGAAAGAUAUUGUACACGCUAAAGAUCUGGCGAAAGUUCUCGAGGCAGCAGAUAAGAUAGUACCUGAUGAGUUGGCAAAAAUGGUCGACAGCUGCAAUGUUUUGAAACUCGUGGAGGAUAUAAGAGCAAGAGAGGCUGGGGCUGGGGGUUCUGAUAGUAGGUCUCGCAGGGGGAAGGGCAAGUACCGCCGCGGCUUAUGGCCGCGAUAUUGCAAUUAGUUUGAUGAUAUUCUUCUUGAUACCUACAAAGGCAGC